Messenger RNA from Spea bombifrons (plains spadefoot toad), 1991 nucleotides. It is a transcript of the gene RELA, whose product is annotated as RELA proto-oncogene, NF-kB subunit. Gene Ontology annotation, molecular function: DNA-binding transcription factor activity, RNA polymerase II-specific; RNA polymerase II cis-regulatory region sequence-specific DNA binding. Gene Ontology annotation, cellular component: cytoplasm. Bases 198 to 1808 code for a protein of 536 amino acids. The record is from RefSeq and is a predicted model, not a curated record. NCBI's taxonomy places the organism in Eukaryota, Metazoa, Chordata, Amphibia, Anura, Pelobatidae. The transcript has 11 exons. Gene Ontology annotation, biological process: innate immune response; canonical NF-kappaB signal transduction; inflammatory response.
AUUUCCGCACUACUGUAAGGGACGAUCUACCAAUGUUCGUAAAUCGACGGGUGCAGGGAAGGAAAAAAGUGGCUGCGGUCUGCAGAAGAGAGCGCAAAACGUUCGUUUACGACGAGAUCUGUCAUUUGACGUUGAACUAUAUCGGGUUUCUGGCGGAUUCGUGAAUUCGUGUGCCCAGGGAAGACCUAGGCGUAGACAUGGACGACAUACUUAAUGCCUUCCUGCACAAAGAUUGGAUGUCACCAAGUCAGGCCGUACCGCAGCCUGUCCCUUUCGUGGAGAUCAUCGAGCAGCCAAAGCAGCGCGGAAUGCGAUUCCGCUAUAAGUGCGAGGGCCGUUCUGCCGGCAGCAUUCCUGGUGAGCGAAGUACAGAUACAACAAAAACGCAUCCCACCAUAAAGGUGCACAAUUACCAAGGCCCAGCUCGUAUACGGAUAUCUCUGGUCACUAAAGACGCUCCCCAUAAACCUCACCCUCAUGAGCUGGUUGGAAAGGAUUGCAAGGAUGGUUAUUAUGAAGCUGACCUGUCCGCAGACCGUAAUAUACACAGUUUCCAGAACUUGGGAAUCCAGUGUGUGAAGAAGAGAGAAGUUGAGGAUGCAAUCACACAUCGUAUCAGGACAAAUAACAACCCCUUUAAUAUCCCACAGGAAGAUCUGAAGAGUGACUUUGACCUGAAUACAGUGUGCCUGUGUUUCCAAGUGUUCAUUCAUGACCAAACUGGUGGUCACCUUGUUCCUUUGCAAUUUGUGGUGUCACAACCCAUUUAUGACAACAGAGCUCCAAACACUGCAGAACUGAAAAUCUGCCGAGUGAACAAGAAUUCUGGAAGCUGUAUGGGAGGGGAUGAGAUCUUUUUAUUAUGUGACAAAGUGCAAAAAGAAGACAUCGAAGUAGUAUUUGUACUGGGAAAUUGGGAAGCACGUGGAUCGUUUUCUCAAGCGGAUGUUCACAGACAGGUGGCAAUAGUAUUUAAAACGCCUGCCUACCAAGACCAAGGGAUCCGCCAACCUGUAAAGGUUCAGAUGCAUCUGAGGAGACCAUCAGACAAAGAAGUCAGCGAACCAAUGGAGUUUCAGUAUUUGCCUCACGAUGGUGACCUUCAUCACAUCGAAGAGAAGAGAAAAAGAACCUUGGAAGAUUUCAAGCACAUCGUUAAAUCAAAUCCAUUUUCAGCUGAAGCCCGGACCCAACGCAAAAUUGCUGUGCCAAACCGUACUGUGGUACCCAAAACAGAACCGCUUCUUCGUUCCAUACAGCCAGUGUCUCACCCGGCAACUGCAAUUCCGUAUUCAGGGCCGAUGGUGAAAGCUGGUCAUGAAACAUCAACUCUUCUAUCGACUGUCAGCGUCAGUGAUUUCAACAACCUUGGCUUUUCCCCACAUCCUCAUCCACCACCACCGCAGCCAUUACAACAGUCCGAACUUGACCAAUUAGAAUCUAUGUUCGCCUUCUCUUCCUUCACGGACGACGGAAAUAUGGAUUUAGUUGGCAUUCUGCAAAAUGAUCAGGAGAACCAGUGCACCAGCCUUAGCUCAAUUGAUAACAGUGAAUUUGGUCAGCUCCUCACCGAAUCACAGAAUGCUGCAACAAUGGCAUCGGCUUUGCAAGAGGCUGGGCCUAGUCAGGGUACUCUUAUGUCCUAUCCAGAAUCUAUUACACGCCUCAUGGCAAGCAGGCCCAGUGAGGAGAACGGAGAGAGAUUUGAUAGUAGCCUCAUGAAUGGACUGUAUGAAAUGCAACAAGGAGAGUCCUUGACCUCCAUUCUUGACUAUGAUUUGGCCUCCAUAAUUGGUUCCAUGAAAUGAGUUAUCCAUGGUGGCAAAUGCUGACUAAAGUCAAGGUAUAUAAAUGUAAUCCUGAACAGUGGCCUGGUCUGUUGAACUCUUCAUGACAAUUAAGCCUUCAUCUCCAUGAUGAAAUUUAAAUAAUUAAGGUCAUCUGGGAACCUAAAAGCCUCCUAAAGUGUGUAGCAGGCUGCGCUGGCCACU